AUGUUGUCAAUGGGGAAAGAGAAAGGCGACGAGAGCCCUGUCUCGUCGUCCAAGGACGAGGAUGUCAUGAUGGUCGAGUCAACGUCUUCAACCGUCGGUUUCGAUGAGAAGAUGACCAAGAAACUGGUUCGCAAAAUCGACCUAUACCUCGUUCCGUUCUUGGCCCUGCUAUACCUUUUGAGCUACCUCGAUCGCACGAAUAUUGGCAACGCGAGACUUGGUGGAUUGGAAGCAGAUCUCGGCAUGACGGGCUUGGAUUACAAUAUCGUCCUUGCAGUCUUCUUCCCGACUUAUGUCCUCGCAGAAGUUCCUUCAAACAUGAUGAUGAAGCGUUGGAGACCUUCGAUGUGGAUUCCCACUAUUAUGGUCGCUUGGGGUAUCACGACGACCUUGAUGGGUUUAUCUCAAAGUUUUGGUGGACUUGUUGCCGCUCGCAUGGCAUCGCCACAAAACCUUUCAGGUCGUGUCCGUGCUGGUAAAGAUAUCAAUGCUGACACCGAGCCAGCUCUUGGACUUGCUGAGGGAGGUCUAUUUCCUGGAGUAACUUAUUACAUUACAAUGUGGUAUAGAAGGCACGAGUGCGGCUUCCGGAUGGCUCUUUUUUACUCUGCUGCAACUGCUGCUGGCGCAUUUGGUGGUCUCCUUGCUCGUGGCAUCAUUGAAAUGGCUGGCGUUGGAGGUCUCAGUGGCUGGCAGUGGCUUUUCAUCCUAGAAGGCAUACUAACAACCAUCAUCGCUGUUAUUGCAUAUUUCGUUAUGAGCGACUAUCCAUCUACAGCAAAGUUCCUUACGCCAGCUGAACGACAAGAAGUAACGCGAAGACUAAAGUACGACCACAACGGACUUGCAGAUGAGUUUGAUAUGAGAUACUUUUGGGAUGCAGUCAAGGAUUGGAAGAUAUAUGUGCACAUGCUCAUCACUCUGGCCAUAUACACCUCAAACUACUCAGUCGCCUUGUUCUUACCGACGAUUAUCCGCACUCUUGGCUAUAGCAACAAUACAGCACAGCUGAUGACUGUACCACCAUACAUCUUCGCAUGCGCAACAUGCAUCGGCGGCGGUAUUCUUGGCGACAGAACGCGCCAGCGAGGUGUUUGGAUGAUCAUGUUCUGUUGUUUUUCCUUGAUCGGACUCAUUAUGCUGAUCGUGUCUCACAACAACAACGUCAAAUAUGCGGCGGUCUUCUUCGCUGCUGGCGGCUUCUUCCCGAAUGUCCCGAUGGGAGCAGCUUGGCAGGGCAACAAUGUUGGAGGAAGCUUAAAGAGAGGUGUUGGACUCGCCAUGCACGUUGGCUUCGGCAAUCUUGGUGGUGUGCUCUCUUCAUUUGUCUUCUUGUCAAAAGACAGCCCUCAGUUCGUUCAAGGUUUAGCGAUUCUGAUCAGUCUCAAUGUCAUGGCAGCCAUCUUGGCAGGCGUCAUGACUGUAUAUUAUCGACGAGAGAACGCGAGGAGAGAUAGGGAACACAAAGCGCCUGAGGCCUACACCGAAGACGAAAAGUCGUUGGAGCGAACAAAGGGCGACUAUGCUACUUUCUUCAGAUAUACUAAAUAG
Molecule: messenger RNA, 1551 nt
Organism: Lithohypha guttulata
Lineage: Eukaryota; Fungi; Ascomycota; Eurotiomycetes; Chaetothyriales; Trichomeriaceae
Exons: 9
Coding region: 1-1551 (516 amino acids)
Biological process (GO): transmembrane transport
Cellular component (GO): membrane
Molecular function (GO): transmembrane transporter activity
Source: RefSeq, a predicted model, not a curated record